This is a messenger RNA of Phycodurus eques (leafy seadragon), 2031 nucleotides long. RefSeq names its product deoxyribonuclease 1 like 4, tandem duplicate 1 (gene dnase1l4.1). Gene Ontology annotation, molecular function: DNA nuclease activity. Bases 302 to 1303 code for a protein of 333 amino acids. The record is from RefSeq and is a predicted model, not a curated record. Gene Ontology annotation, cellular component: nucleus. Lineage: Eukaryota; Metazoa; Chordata; Actinopteri; Syngnathiformes; Syngnathidae. The transcript is spliced from 10 exons. Gene Ontology annotation, biological process: DNA catabolic process.
UGAUUGAAAGAACUUGUCUGGGCAGACUUGUGUGUUUGUGUUCUUGUCCGUGCAUCCAUGCGGGUGCAUUCUGAGAACUGCUUCAAGGGGUUGUAAGGGUUUGGCCAAUAUUGUCGCUAAAGAAAUAACCAUAACAGCUAACAUGGCAAAAUAAUAGCUAGCAUUGUGCGCGAGAAGGAGAAGUGUCUACGAGUGACGGGAAAAGCGGCCCAGAAUUCCGCGCGGGUGUCCGUGAUCUUGAUCCGGCAUCGUGCCGAGCUUUGGACAUAAAUACGGAUCAAAUUGCAGUGAGUCAGCCGCCAUGAAAAUUGCAUCGUUCAACGUCCAGAAGUUUGGACGAAGCAAAGUGUCCGACCCAGAAGUCGUUCAGAUCCUGGUGGAGAUUAUCCGCCGCUAUGACAUCAUCGUGAUCCUCGAGGUGGUGGACAUCAGCGGCACGUCCAUCGAAACCCUUUUGGAUGCGCUCAACACGGCCGACGUGACUCAUCACUACACGAUGAAGCUCAGCAGUCGGCUGGGACGAUCCAGCUACAAGGAGCAGUUCUUGUUCUUGUACAGGGACGACUUGGUGGACCUUGUGGGCUCGUAUCAGUUCGACGACCAGGGGACCGACGGCAGCGACGUCUUCGCCAGGGACCCUUACAUCCUGAGGUUCCGAUGCCACGGCACCGUGCUGAAGGACCUGGUGAUGAUUCCCGUUCACACCAAACCGGACGAUUCGGAGACCGAGCUCGACGAGCUCUUUGACGUCUUUGAGGAUGUCAAGAAGAAGUGGCGGACUGACAACGUGAUGAUCUUGGGCGACUUCAACGCGGACGGCGCGUACGUGUCCGAUCGCGAAAUGCAGGCCAUCCGCAUUCGCAGCGACAAAAACUUCCACUGGCUGAUCGGAGACGACGUGGACACCACGGCCAGCACGGGCAACGCGUACACGUACGACAGAAUCGUGGUCUACGGAGACGACAUGCUCCGCGCUGUGGUCCCCAACUCCGCCAGACCCUUCAACUUCCAGAAAGCGUUUGACCUCAGCAACGAACAGGCGCUGAAGGUGAGCGACCACUACCCGGUGGAGGUUGAGCUCAGGUCUCUCACCAAGCCGCCGCAAGAAAAUGAAGGUCCACGAUUGAACAGCAAACUGCUGGAGCUGAAGCGAGGAAACCUGCUGCUGGAGCGUGAGAAACUCAACCUGGAGAUCCAGAUUCUGCAGAUGAAACUGGCCAAGAUGAGGCGAGGAGAUGAAAAAGAACGACUGCUGCUACAGCUGCCAGACCACCAGCCGGCCUCUCGCUGCAAAAUACAGUGAAAUAGUGACACAUUGUUUAGGACUGAAGCCACUAGACUGGUCUACAGGUCAAACCAAGUCCCAGAGGGCCUUCUCAGGGUGACAAUAAGUUCAUUUCGACACCAAUCUGCUGACUUUAAGAGAUUUCAAUAUCGGAGUUGUUUAUAGCCAAGUAUCAUAACGUCGACUCGUUGAUUACGCCACAGUGACCUCUUUUACAUCGGACCUAUACAUCCAGUUUACAGACAUUUUUGUUAAUUGUCUGAUAUUUUGUUUUUUAAACUAUAUUUCAGUUUACACCCUAUUUGGAGGCGUGUCACGGUAGGUUAUUGGAUCACGUGUCUGCCUCACAGUUUUGAAUCUCGUUCCUGUGGAUUUUCUCUGGCUUCCUCCCGCUUUCCAAAAACAUUCACGCAAGACUUAAAAUUGUCUAUAGGUUCUACAAUUGGCUGGCGACCAGUCCAGGGUAUACCCCCACUUCUCUCCCCAAAAGUCAUGUGGGAUGGACUUCAACUCACCGCAAUCCUGAUGAAGAUAAUUGAUGCUCCUGCCUUUCAUGUAUCACCCAUCUAACAAUCUAUCAUGUGAUUUUUUUUUUUUUUUUUUUUUAAAUAUGUUGGAGUCGAUAAUACUCUAAUGAUCUCAAUACAGACACUUGUGGAACGCCACUGUCCUUUUAAUGCAUAUGAUAGUCAUGUUUACCAUAGUGCUGCUUGCCGUCAAGUGCCCGUGAAUAAAGUUUGCGCUCG